AGGCACUACCUCUUCCUCUCCCUUAUCCCAUUCCCCGUGACCACUUUCCCUCCUUCCCCCCUUCCCCCCGGCUCCAACCCUGCUUCGCCCACAUCCCUCCUCCCUGCAUCCGUGUCACCAACGCACUUAGACCGUCCCUUCCCCAACUCCCCCCCUCAGCCUCGCACCUGCUUCUCCUAUACCCGCUUCUGGCCCACAGCUCUGCGCCGCACCUGCAACUCCUACCACCACAACUCCGCAGCCACCUCCGCCUAUUCUUCCAUGCCAGAGUCUGCCCCACGAAUUCGUGCAACUACAGUGAUGCCGCACUGUUCUCUUCUCACCCAGGCGCCGUACCCUUCCUCCCCUCCUCUCCCUUCCCCACCUUCUCCAGCCACCCCCCCAGCGCUGCACCUGUUGCUCCUAUUUUGACGUCUGGCCUGCGGAUUUGUGGCUUAUGCUCUGCUACGCUCCCGCUUACUAUUCCCAUGCCCUCUCGUACCUACUCGCACAGCCACACUGCUUGUCCAGGCACCAUCUCAGGACUUUCUCCAACCAAUCCCCUCUCAUUACCCUUACGCACUCCCCUUUCGCUUGCCCCUUCCCCUUCCCUUGUCCAACCCCUUCCCCAACCCUUACUCCUCCCUUUACCUGUAAGUAACCCCUCCCUUCCCCCUUACCUCCUCCCCAUCCCUUUACCCAUCCCCCUCCCCUUACCCGCUUCCUUUCCUCCUCACCGAUUUCCGCUUUCGUUACCCUGUCCCUUUACCCGUCCCCCCUUCCCCUUCCCCUUUCUGCUUCUCAUUCCGCCUCUCAACCCUUCCUGCACCCCUCACCUGAUCCCAAUCGUCUACAGCGACUCCAGGCUCUUUCAUGCCUCACACACACGCGCCGCUGCACCACUGCCAGCGGCGCCGCUGCCGGAAGCGUAA
Molecule: messenger RNA, 911 nt
Organism: Closterium sp. Naga37s-1
Lineage: Eukaryota; Viridiplantae; Streptophyta; Zygnematophyceae; Desmidiales; Closteriaceae
Source: the annotation of a GenBank genome assembly